This is a messenger RNA of Phytophthora nicotianae INRA-310, 2248 nucleotides long. RefSeq lists its product as hypothetical. The coding region runs from base 30 to 2117 and encodes 695 amino acids. The transcript is spliced from 2 exons. Lineage: Eukaryota; Oomycota; Peronosporomycetes; Peronosporales; Peronosporaceae. The record is from RefSeq and is a predicted model, not a curated record.
ACUCCCGGUUAAGUUACGAAAGUGUCUGCAUGGACGCGGACAGAGAGCUCUUCAUCCAGCAGCUCGUGGCGGCGUUGCAGGAGAACACGGCGCUGGCCGGUGGCGUUCCCUCUCUCUCCCCACGUUCUCCUGGUGCUGCUGAUGGCGGUUCUAGCUCUGACAGCUCAACAGAGGGCGAGAAAUCUCCGCAACAGUACACUGGGCUCUUCCUGUCCGAGUCCUACUCAACCCUCAGUGGAAAUACCGAGCGACUGGCGCGAAAUGCGUACAAGCAACUGCAGUUCGACUUUCCACAGCUUCAAGAGGCGUCAAUCAAUGCACUCGCGGAGCUCUACAGACGCGUAUCAGCUGAGAAGUCGACGCAACUUGUAGCUGCCGAGAUUCCAAUUACUGCCACAUUACUGGACGGUGUGGCAUUCCUGAACGACCAGAGCCCGUCCUAUGGCUCAAAUGCAACACAAACACCUCGCAGCUCGGAAAGCAGUGCGCUACUAGCAGCGUCGCUGUUUCUGCUGGUCUUCCGCUUAUGCUUGGAGUCGCCAGAGGACCCACGAGUGGAAAAACUGCUGUCAUCACUGGAGAUCAAACGAUCGCAACAACAGACCAGAAAAACCGAAACUUCUAGCAAUAAACCAGUACAGGAGGAAGCAGAAAGCGAGCUUGAGGAGAAGUAUGCGGCCCAGGAAGACCCAGACGACUUGAGUCAAGUAUACGAAGGACAGUUACCAGAGCCUCAAACUCAUGUUAUCCCCAUGUGGAACCAUCAGACGUCAGCUAUAUCGAGUACUUUAAGGAUCGAUAAACUCCGAUAUCUGGUGUCAUGCACGUUCUCCUCAUCUUUUGAAGGUGUAUCCAUGGAGAAGUGGGAGCAGUGGCGUCUGGAGGACGAACUCGUUGUCAUCAUGCGACUUCUAGUCGGUCACCCACCUGAAAACGACGACAAGAUCGAUGAAACAGAGAAAGACAAGCGCAAUACCUUACCUGCCACACUUUAUGGUCCUAUUGGAGAGUGGAGCAGGUACCUGUACGUGCUACGAGACCGAGUUCUGCGCUUCCCAGGCGCCAGUCGCAACGCUUUAUGGCGCCUGAAAGAGCUGAUAGAAUUCCUCCAGAGACACCAAACUGCAGCGAAUCCGCAUCACGGUAUCCAGCCGCAACAUUUGUUGUAUCGCGUGCUGGCGGAGCUGGCAAUUUCUCGAGAAUUCCAUCAAAGUGGCGCUCAGCGUGCACAACAAGGUCUGUCGCUGGUUAUCCAAGAACUAUUGCCAUUCAUCACGCAGGAGAUUCAUCAACUUGUACAGGUAUCAAGUGCUGCAGAGGCCGAUGACGGUGACGAGCUGGUUGUUGUGUUUCUGCAGCUGCUGCACUUCAUGCUCUUUGCAUCAUCCAACGCACGUACGACCACCGAGAAACUUCACGAAAGCGGCAUGUUGCGAACUCUCCUCAUGCUUCUACCAGCAUCUGAUACUGACAAGACGCAAGCUGUGUAUCUGGAGAAACGCUGGCUCCCAGCACUGCUGCGUCUUCUGGGCGAGUGUGCGCUGUGGCAUGCUGGCUUUGCUGUGUACAUUUCUCGAGUCCCGAAGUUCGUUAAACUACUUCCGACAUUGAGGGAGCCAUUUGUGGCUGAAGAACUGGUUCUCGGUCUUGCAUUUCACCAGCAUCAAGUGGCCAUUUCGGUGAAGAUGGACAUUUGGGGGACAUUUGUGUCCGAGUCAUUAUUCCCGCUAAAGUGCGAAUCGUAUCUUGAUGCGAUGAAGAAGCUUCAGGACGCCGUAUUUGUAUUGGACUGCUUGGAGAAGGCGCUUGUAGCGUUACGACCUGCGAUGCAGAAGGAGCUACAGCGCAGUUUACAGCCGAUCUACAUUGGUUUUGCGCGGUCGUUCGAGUAUCCAACGUUUGCUGCUGCGGAGGCAGCUCGACAGCAGGAAAUCGCGCAGCAAGCGUUGAGUUUAAAGGAGGAGGAUGACAAGGAGAAGAAGGAGGAAGAUCGUGGUCAAGCGGAGGCGCUGCAGUUUACGGCGCUGAGGAAUAAACUGCGACAGAGCGUCAAGUCGCUAUUGUCUGCGCUGUCAUCGGGCUUCGUCGGUGGUCGCGCGUCUUCCAAGUUAGACUGAGAAUUAGAUCAAGAUGGCUACAGUUUUGUUAACUCGCUAGAAAACGUGUCCAUUUCUAUUUCAAUGUGAUCCCAGCCAAUUAGAAUUCACGGAUACUGUAAUUUCAGUAGUCGACCUGUCCACUUCAACAG